Messenger RNA from Mesitornis unicolor (brown roatelo), 857 nucleotides. It is a transcript of the gene MTHFD2, whose product is annotated as methylenetetrahydrofolate dehydrogenase (NADP+ dependent) 2, methenyltetrahydrofolate cyclohydrolase. Gene Ontology annotation, molecular function: methylenetetrahydrofolate dehydrogenase (NAD+) activity; methylenetetrahydrofolate dehydrogenase (NADP+) activity; methenyltetrahydrofolate cyclohydrolase activity. The record is from RefSeq and is a predicted model, not a curated record. Gene Ontology annotation, cellular component: mitochondrion. The transcript has 6 exons. Gene Ontology annotation, biological process: tetrahydrofolate interconversion. The annotation marks the transcript as partial. NCBI's taxonomy places the organism in Eukaryota, Metazoa, Chordata, Aves, Mesitornithiformes, Mesitornithidae.
GAAUCAGCAGUGAAACCAUCCUCAGGCCGGCUUCCAUUACUGAGGAGGAGCUCCUGGAUUUGAUCAGCAAGCUCAAUAACGAUGCCAAUGUGGACGGUCUGUUAGUGCAGCUUCCCCUACCCGAACAUAUCGAUGAGCGCAAGAUUUGCAACGCUGUGACUCCAGACAAAGACGUUGACGGCUUUCACGUGAUAAACGUGGGGCGUAUGUGCCUCGACCAGUACUCCAUGCUGCCAGCUACCCCGUGGGGGGUGUGGGAGAUCAUCAAGAGAACUGGCAUCCCAACCUUGGGGAAGAAUGUGGUGGUGGCUGGCAGGUCGAAGAACGUGGGCAUGCCCAUUGCCAUGUUGCUGCAUACGGACGGCAGGCACGAGCGCCCUGGAGGCGAUGCCACAGUCACAAUCUCCCACCGCUACACUCCCAAGGAGCAGCUGAAGCAGCACACGAUCCGUGCCGAUAUCGUGGUAGCAGCAGCAGGCAUUCCCAACCUGAUCACAGCCGACAUGAUCAAAGAAGGAGCUGCGGUUAUCGACGUGGGGAUAACCAGAGUGCAGGAUCCCGUCACUGCCAAGUCAAGGCUGGUUGGGGAUGUGGAUUUUGAAGGGGUGAAGAAGAAAGCCAGCUACAUCACACCGGUCCCUGGAGGCGUGGGACCCAUGACAGUGGCCAUGCUGAUGAAGAACACCAUCAUCGCCGCCAAGAAGCUGCUGAAACCCAAAGAGCUGGAAGCAUUAACUGCUUAAUUUUGGACUCUUUUUAGCACUGAAACCGACAUUCCAAACUGACUCCCAAACAGGCCGAUAGAAAAAUGCAAUAUUUUUAUUUAUUGGAAGUGGAAGUUCCUAUGCUGAGGUCAU